GAUGGAGCUAAACUGGACAUGCUUUUUUCUCUGCCAUUAGAGAUUUUGGGACCGCCUUGUGUCUCCCGGACGCAACGCUAUGUGACGGAGCGGAGCAUGUCCAACAGCGCGCCAUCCCCACAGUCCAACGGCUGCUUCUCCAACCUGAAAGUCAGGUAGACCAAUGCUCCUGGAGAACAAAGAGGUCAUCUUCGUGGCUCCCUUUCUGAUACCUUCUGGCUACCAGCUUCCCUUUAUUCAGCCCUGAAGAUAUGAACCACAUGACCCGCCAUGCGCCAAGUCAGAACCGAAGGCCAUGGGACGAACCGCUGGGACGAUCUAUCUGUGGCGUCACUGUGCAGCAGUCCAGUUUUAACAUCACAACGUCCACAAAUACCGUUGUCCAAGCGACUUGAAUAAACAGAGAGGUUCAUGCCUCGCUCUCAGCAACAAGUUUCUCUGGACACAUCGCAUCUUUACAGCAUGAACAUUUGUCAUCUGCCACCACAUAUAUCCAAGAGACGAAAAAACUAAUGACAUGAAACUAUGAGCUGUCAUCGGCCGACUCGUGGUCGCUGAAGAUCGGACGCCCCGCGCCGCCCGAUAACCCGACAGGGGUAACAGGCACGCUGUUCCUGUUCCAGCUUGACAGCACCUCCCUCGGCACCCAUUCCAGGUUCUCAACCACGCGUUUCCGGAAAUUCGCCGGACGAGGACACGAGAGGAAAACUUGUAAAUAGCUGCUUAUCCCCACCUGGACUUUGUUUGCACCUUUUGCCAGGGCAUCUUUUAGGACAAGUCCUAUGCCAAGACAUAAAAAGUGAUGGCCCAACGUCAACGAUUCCUCAACUAUCCGGAGCCCUUGAAGGGUCCCGAUGUACCAUACGAAAAUGAAAGAGGCAGCAACCCAGCCAUCAGCGGCGUGUUUCUUAUGAUAGCUGCAAAUCUUAUGGAAUGGUUCCGAUUGCUGAGAGAACUGAUAUGGAACAACACCGGAUUCGGCUCAUUGAGAAAGAUUAUCCCAUACAUUGAGGAGUAUGAGCCAUGGUUCGAACCACAGAUUGUACCAUUACCAGAAGAAGUCGACAAGGAGCCACUGCAGAACGGGCCAGCAGAAGAAGACACCAAACCCGAUGCUGCCGUAUUCUAUCCGGAAGCAAAGUACUACUCCGUUGAAGACUACCGCAAGUUGUAUCUCUCCGGCGCCAUCACCCCUCUCGAUGUGGCCGAGGCUCUGCUGCCACUAAUCUGCCGAGAUAUUCAAAACGCCUCGGAACACUCCAUCGCCUUUUUCCAAGUCCGAACCGAACGGGUUCUUGCCUCAGCCCGGGAAUCGACUCUUCGCUACAAAGAAGGCCGGUCUCUUGGGCCCCUCGACGGUGUUCCCACAGCCGUAAAGGAUGAGUACGACAUGGAAGGCUACUCCACCACCCUCGGCUCCCCGAAUGUCUACGCCGAUUCUUCCACCAACAAGACCACCUCCUGGUGUGUCCAGCAAAUCGAAGCUGCUGGUGCUCUGAUUCUCGGCAAACUCUCCAUGCACGAAUUCGGCCUCGACACCACAGGCAACAACCCCCAUUACGGCACUCCGCGAAAUCCCCACAACCCCAAUUACUACACCGGCGGCUCCUCCUCCGGCACAGCCUACGCCGUCGCCGCAGGUCUCAUCCCCAUCGGUCUCGGCUCCGACGGCGGAGGCUCCAUCCGCAUCCCAUCCUCCCUCUGCGGUGUCUACGGCCUCAAACCCACCCACGGCCGUCUUUCCUUCCGCCCCGGCCCCAACCACUGCGUCACCUGUGCUUGUCUCGGCCCCAUCGCAGCGGAUAUGUCCUCCCUCGCCGCUUUGUUUUCCGUCAUUUCAACCCCGCAUUCAUCCUCCCCUUUCCCACCUCUGCCCUCUCCGUUGAAAAUCCAACUCCCGACGCCUGAUGACGCAAAAGUGUUGGGAAUCCCUCAGGCGUGGAUAUCCCAAGCCACACCCGCGAUCCAAACCCUAGUCAACACCCUCAUCCGCACUUUGGUGUCCAAACACGGGUACACCACUGUUCCCGUCACCAUCCCAUUUUUACAAGAAGGGCAAAUCGCACACGCCAUGACCGUCCUAACAGACGCGGCUACUUUGUUACCGGAGUAUAAAAACCUCACCUACGCCAAUAGGAUCCUCUUGGCGCUUGGGCGAACAACCCCGGCAACGGAUUACAUGCUCGCGCAAAAACUUCGAAGGUUGCUGAUGCAGCAUUUGGCGUGGUUGUGGGAACAGCACCCGGGUAUGAUUAUUGUCACUCCGACGACGGCGUGUGAGGGGUGGGAGAUUAGGGGUGGGACGGGGGAGUUGAGGUAUGGGUUGAAUGAUGGGGAUAGGACGAUGCAGAGUAUGGAGUUUGUGUGGUUGGGGAAUUUUUGUGGGUUGCCGAGCUUGAGCUGUCCGGUUGGGUUUGUGCAAGGGAAGGGGGGGGAGGUACCGGUGGGGGGUUAUGGCUACGGGGGAGUGGUGUUCGGAGGGAGUUGA
Messenger RNA from Podospora bellae-mahoneyi, 2488 nucleotides. RefSeq lists its product as uncharacterized. The coding region runs from base 803 to 2488 and encodes 561 amino acids. The record is from RefSeq and is a predicted model, not a curated record. The transcript has 3 exons. Lineage: Eukaryota; Fungi; Ascomycota; Sordariomycetes; Sordariales; Podosporaceae. Gene Ontology annotation, molecular function: catalytic activity.